This is a messenger RNA of Leptopilina boulardi, 3368 nucleotides long. RefSeq names its product muscarinic acetylcholine receptor DM1 (gene mAChR-A). Gene Ontology annotation, molecular function: G protein-coupled acetylcholine receptor activity; G protein-coupled serotonin receptor activity. Gene Ontology annotation, biological process: adenylate cyclase-inhibiting G protein-coupled acetylcholine receptor signaling pathway; G protein-coupled receptor signaling pathway, coupled to cyclic nucleotide second messenger; chemical synaptic transmission. Lineage: Eukaryota; Metazoa; Arthropoda; Insecta; Hymenoptera; Figitidae. Gene Ontology annotation, cellular component: plasma membrane; synapse; dendrite. The transcript has 7 exons. The coding region runs from base 893 to 2674 and encodes 593 amino acids. The record is from RefSeq and is a predicted model, not a curated record.
CAAAAUCAAUGUAGUCUGUCCGCUCGCUCGGUUUGCCUCGGAUUGCCCACGCCCUAGUCCACGCUCAUACCUUCGAGCCCGAGCGGCACAAAUUUGCGCCUCCAGUCCGGUCACUGCCUCGUUCUUGUUUUUCUCUUUCCCUCUCUCGAUCUUCCUCAUUAUAGCCGCUUCGUUUUUUUGUUUUCAAAUUCCGUGCUCGCAAAAAUUUAUUUAAAAUAAAUAAGGUGACCUAGUGGACUUACAAAAAAAAAAAAAUAAAUAAAAAAAUUAAAUUAACUACAAAAAUCAAGGGCGCAAACGAGAGAUAAAAAAGAGAGAAAAAAAAAUAAAGAACAGAAGAGAAAACAAUUGUUUAUCGUGAUGAAAUCAUCUGCGUGCCAGUUCGACUCUCCCUUGAGAAUAACCUCUGCGUCGAGAGAGAGAUGAACGUCUAAAACACAAGCUGAAAGGACCAUGCACUUUUUUUAGAGGGAUGUCAACGUUGCCCUUUCAGCGCAAAAUGCAUGCAGCUGUUACAUCUCAAAUGCAUCAACAUGAGUAUGAGACCUUAAAAUGUGGAAUUAUGGAGUUGCAAAAUUACUGAAAUCGAUGCUCCUGUCGACAAGAACAAACGUCGUGGGAUGUAGUUGACGUUGCUCUUUUUUUUUUUAAGAACGAGAAAACGACAGUAAGACAACUGGAGGGGUUUGUUGAGGCUGAGGCGGAGGAGGAAGACGAGGACGAGGCGAAAAAGGGGGUUUGGGGGGCGGGUGGGGGUUAUGAUGGGGGUGUGGGCAGGGUUGAUAUGUGAGUAAAAAAAAGAAAGAAAGAAAAGAGAGAGAGAGAUAGAGAAAAAGAGGUAACGAGGGAGGGGAAAUUGGUAUGAUAAAGAAAGCCGGGGUCACGACAGAACAUGAACGUAACAUUAGUGACUCAGACCCUGAGCAAUGAGAGUUUCAAUAUCAGCGCAGUAAAUCCUGAAUCGGGGAACUCGCAUUACUCGCCAGUGGGUAAAACAUUGCUGGUCAUUGUUGCAACAUUUCUAAGUCUUGUCACUGUUGUUGGAAAUAUAAUGGUGAUGAUAUCAUUUAAAAUUGAUAAACAAUUACAAACAAUUUCCAACUAUUUUCUAUUUAGCUUAGCAGUGGCGGAUUUUGCUAUUGGAUUAUUUUCAAUGCCAUUAUUCACUGUUUAUAAUGUACUUGGAUAUUGGCCAUUAGGACCACAUAUAUGCGAUACAUGGCUUGCACUUGAUUAUCUCGCGAGUAACGCCUCAGUACUCAAUCUUCUUAUCAUCAGCUUUGAUAGAUAUUUCUCAGUCACUAGGCCACUUACUUAUCGUGCCAAGAGAACCACCUAUAAGGCUGGCAUCAUGAUUGCUUGUGCCUGGGGAAUAUCGCUUUUACUAUGGCCACCGUGGAUUUAUGCGUGGCCAUAUAUUGAGGGCCAACGAACAGUUCAAGGAAACGAAUGUUAUAUACAAUUUCUUGAGACAAAUCAUUAUAUUACAUUUGGCACGGCAAUUGCCGCUUUUUAUAUACCAGUGAGCGUCAUGAUUUUUCUUUAUUGGCGCAUAUGGCGUGAAACUGAAAAACGUCAAAAGGACUUACCGAAUUUACAAGCCGGAAAUCAGGACGCGAGUAAAAGAAGUAAUUCCAGCGAUGAGGCCUUAGAUCUGGAUGAAUGCAGGAGGCCGAGAAGUGAGUCAAGUACAGGCGCAGAUGAACUUAAUACUCACUUCGCUGUUUCUUAUCUGGAUAGGCAUUAUCCUCAACAUAAAAUGAAGCAUCGGCCAUUUUCGUGGACGUGGUUAAAAAUGUGGUGUGUCGCGUGGUGGCACAGUGGCCGAGAGGAUGAGGAUGACGAGGACGAUAUUGGCGGACCAGAAAGCAGUAAAGCUGGCUGCGAGGAAACCCUUACGCCAAUUUCCGCCGAAACACCAAUAACAGCAACGGAAUCACGUUGCCCGUCUCUCAGUGUCAUUCAAGCAACGAGUUUGCCUCUCGACAAAGUCACUGCCACUGCCGUUGAACUUAAUUCCGAUUAUAAAACAACUACAAGAACCGCCGGCAACGAUUCGGUCUACACAAUACUGAUUCGUUUGCCAACAAAGGAGGACGGAGGACGUUUUGGAAAUGAGGGUCCAAGUAUAAAAAUGUAUCACGACGAAGUGAUGACAUUCAGUGUUCAUAAUGCAGUUGAGGGUCGUCAUCAGGAUAAGGGAAAAGUAUUGAAUUUAGAGACUUCGCUGGCGAGUCCAUCGUCAAUAAUUCGACGACCAUCGCAUAUACCUGACAUUAGAAUACCAUUGAAUGCUCGUAAUGUUCCAAAAACAUUAACAACAGGUGGUGGUAAUAAAGGUAUUGGUUCAAAGCCACCAGUCAAGAAAAAAAAGAAAACACAGGAGAAAAAGGCUGAUAAAAAAGCGGCUAAAACAUUAUCGGCAAUUCUCCUUGCCUUUAUCAUCACCUGGACACCUUAUAAUAUUCUUGUUCUAUUAAAACCCCUUGCCGCAUGCACAGACUGUAUACCACAGGAAAUGUGGGAUUUGUGCUAUUAUCUUUGUUAUAUUAAUAGUACAGUGAAUCCAGUGUGUUAUGCAUUGUGUAACGCGAAUUUUCGUCGUACCUACGUCAGGAUUCUCACGUGCAAGUGGCAUAGUCGAAAUAGAACUGCAAUGAAUCGUGGCUAUUGAAAAAAUUUCAAGGGGUUCAUUUUAUAUUCCUCUUUAAGGUGGCAGGUGAAAAAAAAAAAUUCAAUUUUUUCUUUUGCCAACAAAAAAAAAAAAAAAAAGACUGCUACGAAUUUUUUCAGUCUCUUUUUUUUUGGAUUUCUUAAAAAAGUGAAAUUCAAAACAUUGUAUUUUGUGCCUCCAAAGAAGUCUGCGCGCUAGAUAACAAAAAAAGUAGAAAGACACUUUUUAUUUAAAUUCCCGAUUGGAUUUUUUAAAAAGAAUAUUUUUCAAAAUCCGCAGUUCUUCAUUUUUUUUUCACAAUAUUUGAGGCACGAGAAAUAAAAUUAAAAAAAAAAAACCGCACAAAAUAUUUACUCGGAGAAAUUCCUAAAAAUAUAUAGUUAGAAAUGUUUCGAAUCGCGAGUUUUUCUUUUUCGAAAAAAAAAAAAAACGGAAGACUUUUUUCUAAUUUUAAGAAGUAGUAAGAAAAUCGUAAAUGAAUGUUCUAUAUAGGUAUAUAGUGAUGAAGGGAGAUAAAAAAAAAUAUAUAGCGAUGGGAAGACAAUGGGAAAGGGUUUUUAAAAAAAAAUUUAAUAAAAACGACGCAGAGAAUCGAAUGCUUCCGUACUGAAUGACAUUCUAAUUAUACGUGCCAAACAAAGCUUUAAAAAAAGAUAUCGACGAAUAAAAAAAAAAAAAAAAAAAGAAAAAAAAA